AUGGAAGAGCCAGAUCAGCAACAAGUACUUGCCAAAAUCACAAAAAAUUUCGUCGAUAAGUUUGAGGCAAUCAAAGAAAAGUACAAUGUGAAACUUCAACCAGUCAAGAAAAGGGAUACAGUUUUGACUUUAGUGGCAUCAAUGAGCUCCGCGUCGCGAAGCCAGUUUAUCCGCUCGCGCCAAAUCAACGAUCAAAUGCAGGCUCAAAUCGAUUCAACACUUGCAAAGCUCGAAGUUCAAUUCCAAAGUGUCCAAGAUGUUCUUCAAGAGUUAGAAGACGAGAUGGACACUGUAAAAUCUAGUCUUCACGAGGAAGUUCACCCGUCUCAGAUUCAACGUUUAGAAACGACUGUCGCCAAGCUUUUUGAGAAAGAAAAUGACUUCAAAGAUCUCUGGUCAACAAUCCUAGAAGAUUCGAAAAUUGAAGCUGAACACACCUCAGAUCUACUUAAAGUCGUUCUGGACCGUUUUGGAAGAGCCUCCGAAGAAGGAACAUGUUGGUUCAGCGAUGGCACAGGAGUGAAAACUAUCGACCGCUAUUCAGAGUCUGACUUUGAAUUCGUGCCCGUUGAAUUCAGAGGAUCAGCUGGGUUCUCAAAGGCACCACUUGCUGAUCGGGAUUUUUUCCGGAGAAAGAGUUCCAACACGAAGGACCAGUUCUUCAUUGAAUUCGAGAACGGCAACACGGUGACCGGUGAUUUGUCUAGAACCGUCGACGGUUUUAAAGAAGCUUCGGCUCAUUGCUCAAAAGAUGGAAAAAUUCUUGCCGUGAUUAAAAACACCGCAAAUCUUAAUGCGCUAGUGGAGAAGAUUAGUGACAAAGAAGUCGACGGGCCGGUAUUUCUCGGAUUGAAAUUUGGCAUUUACCCAGUUCCUUGGACGUGGGAAGCGCGAAACGUUAUCAGCCCGUGGAAAGAUGGUUGGGCAAAUGAUCAGCCAGCGGCUAAUCCUGAUAAAAGAUGCGUUGCUGCCACUGCUACAGGAUGGAUAACUCAAAAUUGCGAUUCCAAGCUGUCGCAUUAUGUUUGUCUUGGAAAGACGGGAGAGGGUAAGCACAGAUACUACAUUCAAUCCAUCGUUGGAGGAGGAGCGACAUACGCUCAGGCCGUGAAAGGAUGCCGAGAAAAACGUCGUGUUCUAGCAGUAGUUGCUACCGAAAAACAGGAUGAAGCCCUUCUGGAUGUAUUCAAACAAAAUUCAAAGAUCGCUUCGGCUUGGAUUGGACUCAAAUCUAAGGGCGGCGACACGGAGGAAAAAUGGCAAUGGGUUGAUGGAACAAUUGCUCACGACAUCAAGUUAUCAGAAGAUCGGGCCGCCACCAAUGGCUGUUUGGCGGUGAAAAAGGUCGAGGGAAAAAUGCAAAUCGGACUUGUUCGCUGCGAUGUUGAGGGAUCUUUCUUAUGUACCGAACUUUCCCACCAUCGAGAGCGACGGCACAUUGUGCAUCGGCCUGACCGCGACCCCGCCUCUAUCAUCCAUCCUGCACCAACUUAUCGGGAGUUUUUCGAGGGCGUAAGCGACGAAGACUUCACCGACGUCAUUCAAUACGAUUGGCAGUGGCCGCGUUAUGGCUGGCUCGCUGAUCAGGCACGCUGCGUCGACGUGAUUAUGGAAACAUAUUUAAACCUGACAGAUUUCAUCGGGUCCAUCGACUUGUCGGUAAACGAGGCAAGCUUUAAGUCAGAAAUUGCAAUGGAAGGACUUGAACAUGUUCUGGGCGCGAUUGAAAACGAUGAACAUAUUUCUAAAGCGAGUGAACAAUGGGCUGAGAUUAGCGCGAACAUGGAUGACGCUGAAGCUGCUCUGGAAGCUCUCCGGAAAUACGUCAAAGAACUCGAUGAAGCUGAAAUCUUGCUCAAAGACAUUAAUUUGGAAUCAUUUAAAGCGCUCCAAAAUGAUUAUCUGCAGAAACUCGAAGAGCUAGAACGGCAGUGGAUGUGUGAAAACAUCGACUUUGGCGAGCUCCAAAUCCCGAAUUUGGGAGAUGAGAAUCUGUAUGAACCUCUGUGCAUAAAAUUCACUUGGGCUAUGGAUGAAGUUCGAGCGAAAUUAGCAAAGCUGGAUGAACAAUUCCAGCAGUUUUUACAAUCAGAUUGCUGGGCUGACGUAAAUAAUGUCUAUUGUGAAGAUGUAACGCCAGUAUCACUUGGGUCUGGCAUCCGGAAUUACGAAAGUUGUGAUGGAGUUCUGGUUGAUUUGCUUGGCGAAGAUCAGGAGCAACAGUUUCACUGCUUUAUAGGAGACGCAGAUUUCCAUAUUCGUAGCGGUGCAGAGGAUAUUGUAGAAACUGAAAGAACCCUUGAGGAUCUUCGUUAUGAUCUUAAUGAUCCUAGGUUCACCGGGCCUGAAUGGACGGAAGCUACGCGCCAAGCGAAUAAAAUUGGAGAAGACAUUUGCUCUGGAAAAGUCGAAUUUUCUGUUGAUAGAGAGCUUGAAUACUUUGAACAAACAUUUUCUGAUCUCAUGCCUGGAUCGUCGCACUUGCCUAAACAGCUAUCACCAGAAAAAGCUGAGGCAGACAUUCUCGAAGGAGUUCUGGAACCAGCCAAAGAAAUAAGAGCGGCGCGUGAUAACAUGGAAGAUGUUAUUGACUUUGCAAAUAGAUUCGAUCUUGAUACUGAACCAGAUAAUAUAAUCGACUACAUGAAUGAAAUCAUAAAGAUUGCAGAAGACGAACAACUGCCAGGCCUAAAAUUUAAUGAUCUCCCCCUGACAGAAAACCUGGUUAAUGAAAAUGAAGAGGAUAACAUUGUUGCCGACUUCGAAAAAUAUCUGAAGGCGAAGGAUGACUUUGAGGAGGAGUUAAAGUACUUGGAACAUUUGGUCGACUCUUCAAGAGGUCUUUUGAGUCGAUUUGACGAUAAUAUGAACUCAAUGAAAUUCUCUGGAAAGCAGUCUGUUGAAAUCAACGAUCCACCUCCAUUUGACGGACACCAUCAAUUCGAGCUGGAAUUCAACCUAAAGCUUGAUUCUCUUUCAAACAACAUUUUGACUCUAAAAGAUGGAGACGGGUCUCAACUUAUUGUGGAAACUCGACGUGGUGAGCUAUUUGCAAAGCUCGUGGAGUUUGACGAAGCGAUCGUGCUUUCCACUGGCAAUCCUCUCAUUAGAAACAUAUGGACUCGUGUAAAAAUUUCAUCUUCUGGAUCUGCCAUGUUUUUGCAAUUCUACGUUCUAAACUGUGAUGAUCUUGGAAACAAUCUUGAUCUAGAGCGUGAGGAUGGAGGUGCUGCAAAUCCCUGUGAUCCCAAAGCGAAUGUUGCGUAUAAACAGUUGGACGCAAGUUCACGCCAUUGGCACAUUGACUCAGAUCACGAUGAUUACGAAAUGACUUUUGGAGGAGGAUACAGUGGCCGGGACAACUUAUUUGCUGUUUCAAAUCCGAUGGUCAAUGGUCUUGCAGUUGGACUUUACGACUCGACCAUUCUAGACGUCGAUACAAAUCAUGAGUUGGUUGUUAAUGAGCCAAUCAUUCACACAGCCACUUGCUACAACAUCUUCAGCAAUAGUGUUGAAGAAGUCGACGGCUUCGGAAAGAGUCAGCACCAUGCUAUUGACACUUGCGUGUGCCUCGAUGGCGACGAGAGUUACUUCCAAAUUGACGCGUCUAACUUGCAAAUGAUUUACAAUCAGCGUCUCCAAGUGCAAGUGGACUUCAUCCAAAAUGCACCAACUCAAACAGCACUUGUUACUCUUAUUUACAAUGAAGAUCUCGGUUCAUAUUUGGCACUAGAAAAGUUCGGGAAUCUUUUCCGCUUCUCGUUCCGACCUAACUGGGAUGAAGAUACUGUCGUUGUGGAAGACAUCGCUGGACCUCAAACUGACGACUCAUACCUUAGGCUUUACUUCGGAAUUUACAGAAAAGGGAAAGAUAAAUUCUACGCUGUGGUUUAUGCAAAAGCUGAUGAAGACGGGAAGACGAAUAGCGACAUUGUCACUCAAGAAAUUUCACAAGUUACUUGGAAAAUUCUAUCGGACAGUCUCGGCGAGUCACCAUUGAUUUUUGGAGGUCAUCACUUGAGAAUACCUUCGUGGAUUGAGUCUGAACUUGAUUCUUUCUCGGCACCGGAACGCUCACUGGCUGCUUGUUUGCGAUUAAUUAAUAUCAACGACGAUUCACUGAACGCUGAAGUAUACAACACAAUUGACGGUGUUGGCAUUCACCGACAUAGAGACACAGCAGACCGUUAUAACUUCCACUUGGAAGCGGAAGAUAUAAUGCACUUCGAAGUAGAACGUUUCAACAAAGAAGAUCAACUAACGUUUUCAUUCCACAGCGAGAAUUCAGUCGGUUCAGUUGCCCGAUUCGGACCAGUACAACUCUCUAUCAAUUCUGAUUUUGCUGAAGUAUCUGGCUGUUCAUCUCGAGAAGUAAGCUCAUUUUCAAUAAACGAUGACAUCGAGCACGUCGUCCUUAUCCGACGAACCUCGCGAAGUCAUACAGUCGUCGAAAUUUCUCGAUCAGAUGGGUCUAAUUCUCAAUUUGAAAUUGACUGUGAAGGAAACGAGGUCUACCAUUCACUUGUCUUCGGCGGCGAUGGAUUCCAAGGGAUAAUUGCAAGACCACUUGUCUUUAAUGAACAAGGAAUAACGACUGAUAUCCUAAACGAGCUCCGCUGCCGCGAACCUGAUGAAUGUGCCCACAUUGAGUUCAACAAGAAUGCUAGCAAUUUCUAA
Messenger RNA from Oikopleura dioica, 4677 nucleotides. Lineage: Eukaryota; Metazoa; Chordata; Appendicularia; Copelata; Oikopleuridae. The record is from the annotation of a GenBank genome assembly.